CUAUUAGUUGCUUGUCUUCUCCUGGUUAGCGGAGGACGUCUACGAAAUGAAUCGACUACUGCUAACGUUUGGGCUCGUCUGCUUACUGCAGGGACUCUCUGCUGAGCCGAGACCAGAGUUUGCGUUGACCGGCACCGUUCCAGCAAGCGUCCGCAUUACGGCGGUGAAAACCGAAGCGAAUGUCACUGCGACUGCCAUCAAGGCGCUUAACGUGGCCACAGUAAACUCCGCAUAUCCAGGGCUGAUCGGCACAAAGACUCAGAUUGAAAAAGUCAUCACCGAGUUCGAUACAAAGGCUCAGUCCAUCCUUGCCGCCUACGAUACGCUGCUGGCUGCUAACGAUGGCAACGUCUCUGGACAGUUCGACGCCUUCGUCAUCACCAUCAAUGCAACGAUAACUUAUAUCGCGACCGACGCCAGCAACGUUACGGCCGAGCUGGGCGUGUUCAACUACACUGGCAUCUCGGAUGAGCUGACGGACGCGUUCGAGCGCAUCCUUACCGGUUUGAUCGAUCUGAGAGCGAAGACCGCCACCGUCCAGACGGGUAUUCAGGCCGCAGUUAACAGUGCAGGAUCGGCGACAGUCAGUGCGGACAUUCUUCGCCAGUUCGUGCCACUGCGCACCAUGUACGAUCUGCUGCGCGCGGCCAGCAACCUGCGUUCCUAUCUGCCGCUGGUGCAGUACAUUCUGACCACCACGAUCGAGAACAUCGCGGAAGCGGACAAGUACUUGAUGGAACUGGAGACCCUUCUGUCGACGGGUGUGUCGACGGAAUCUGGCAAGUACGCAGACGAUAUUCAAAGGAUUGCGAACGAAACUAUUACCCAACUGGUAGGCGAUUUUGCCGAGGAGAACAUGAGUGCUCAAGCAGCUUACAAUGAGAUUCCAUCGUUGACGAAUAUUGGGACUGCCCCAUCGUUCUCCAGGCUGAACUCGGCAGCCAACAGGCUGAGAGCAUUGCUCAUCCCCAUGGUAUUGAGUCCACGAACGAGCGGGACGGAGUUAAUAUUUGCCAGGAUUAGCAGAUUAUUGACCUCGCGUAUUGCUACACUGCAAGCUGGUUUUAGAGUGCUUGACUUUCCACUCUUCAAGCAGCUAGUGGACACGCUGAUGGGCAAUGACGAGUACGGUCGCUACUGUUUCCAGAAGUACAAGGAGCUGGGUAAGGGAAUUUUCGGACAGUCUUUCGAUACGGCUUGGCAGUGUGUGGACAACGAGUACGAGCGUCUCGAAUACUUGAAGACCACUCUCGGGUUAAUGGUCGACCUGCUGGCUUUUGAUUACGAGGAUGUGAUAGAUCAAGUAAAAGUAUGUAACACACUCACCAAUGGGGAUCUGAACAAUUGUGUCUCAGCGCUCGCCAACUUCUAUACGAAUCUGUUUCCCCAAACUGCCAAUAAGAUUUCCGCCAUCUAUGAACUCGCCGCAGUUGAGGCCCAAGCUAGCGAGAACCGUAUCCUUAUAUGUAUCGAGCUAGUUUACAUACAAGGCACUGUCAUUGAGCCGCAGAAGAUCUCCGACAAUCUGGCAAUCUGUAGCCGAGACGGCCCUAAGGGUUUGGAUUAAGUGAAGCCCAGAGAAAGAAAAAAAA
Messenger RNA from Anopheles merus, 1592 nucleotides. RefSeq lists its product as uncharacterized. Bases 47 to 1567 code for a protein of 506 amino acids. The transcript has 3 exons. Lineage: Eukaryota; Metazoa; Arthropoda; Insecta; Diptera; Culicidae. The record is from RefSeq and is a predicted model, not a curated record.